AUGGUCAUUUACCUACUCGGUCAAACUCUGGGUGGAGCCCUAGCUGGGUUCAUACUUCAGUCGGCCUAUGGCUCCAAAAGCUUCACAGUGGGUGGCUGCAAUAUCGACCUACAGCUAGUCCCUGUUGCGGACGCCCUUCUUCUCGAGUUUAUUUUCUGCCUGCUCCUAUUAUUCCUCUCUUUUGGAGUAGGCCUUGACCCUAGACAGGGCCAGAUAUACGGCGCAGCACUCUCGCCCUUUCUAGUCGGAAUGUCGCUUGGUGUUAUAAGUUGGGGCUCAGCAUUCACUCGGAGCGGCUAUUCUGGAGCUUGUUUAAACCCCGCUCGUUGCUUCGGUGUCUACGUCGCCACCUCAUUUCCCAGCUAUCAUUGGGUACAUUGGGUCGGCCCAAUUGUCGCUUCCGUGGGACAUGGAAUCGUUUACUUUGUUGCACCUCCGUGGGACCAUAGAUCAACAUGA
Penicillium expansum is the source of this 459-nucleotide messenger RNA. Its product is annotated as Major intrinsic protein. Gene Ontology annotation, biological process: transmembrane transport. NCBI's taxonomy places the organism in Eukaryota, Fungi, Ascomycota, Eurotiomycetes, Eurotiales, Aspergillaceae. The transcript is spliced from 3 exons. Gene Ontology annotation, molecular function: channel activity. Gene Ontology annotation, cellular component: membrane. The record is from RefSeq and is a predicted model, not a curated record. The coding region runs from base 1 to 459 and encodes 152 amino acids.